Talpa occidentalis (Iberian mole) is the source of this 770-nucleotide messenger RNA. Its product is annotated as bifunctional 3'-5' exonuclease/ATP-dependent helicase WRN-like. The transcript has 3 exons. The record is from RefSeq and is a predicted model, not a curated record. Lineage: Eukaryota; Metazoa; Chordata; Mammalia; Eulipotyphla; Talpidae. The coding region runs from base 34 to 477 and encodes 147 amino acids.
CUUAUUAUUUCAUCUUUCACAGAUACAUACAAAAUGAAGCUAAUUAGAUUGUUUGUUCCUGAAAACAUUGACACAUACCUUAUCCACAUGGCAAUUGGGAUUCUGGGAAAUGAUUUGAACAACAGACUGUUAUGUCAACCUUCUUGUGAUUCCAACAAAAAGAGAUGUUUCCCCAACUCUGAAGAGAGCUGUUCAAGUUCUAAGAGAAGCAAGGAAGAAGUAUGCACUGAUACCAAGGUUGCUGGGACAUGUCCUGGUGCUAUUUCAUCAAAAGAAGAGAUUGACAGAAAUUCACCAAGACUCACUUCUGGGAAUCAGCCAUCCAGUGAUCCAGAAAUAGACGAUUUAUUUACGGAUUCUCAUUCACAGAUUUCAUCUGAAACCUUAAAUACAAAAUUACCUGAAUGGCGUGCCAGAGGAAAUUAUGCCAGCAAGAAAUCAGUAACCAAAACAAAAAAGGGGGGUCUUUUUAGUUAAUCUGGCAUUCGUCAGAGGAAUUCUGUAUGUCUUGUUUUGUUUAUAAGAUGGGAGUUUCAUUUCUGAAGGAAAUAAUAUUUCAAUUAAAAAAUUACUCUAUUCUCAAAGUAAAAUUCAAGGACUGACAUCGUAAAACAGCAUUGUACUGUUUAUUGAAGGACUGACAUCGUAAAACAGCGUUGUACAAUUCACAUAAAGCAUGUAAGUCUUCAAGAACCUGAGUGAGUGUAUCACAGAAUAGAGUAUUAAAUUAAUUUCAUACAAGAUUGCUUUAUGAAACUGUGUAACUGCCC